Molecule: messenger RNA, 738 nt
Organism: Vigna unguiculata (cowpea)
Lineage: Eukaryota; Viridiplantae; Streptophyta; Magnoliopsida; Fabales; Fabaceae
Product: ferredoxin-like
Biological process (GO): electron transport chain
Cellular component (GO): chloroplast stroma
Molecular function (GO): 2 iron, 2 sulfur cluster binding; electron transfer activity
Source: RefSeq, a predicted model, not a curated record
CCUUAUGUAUCUAUCAGAUUGAAGAAGAAGAAGCAGCAAGAGCAACAACAAGAACAGAAAAACAGAUAGUUACAAGUUUGAAGAGGAAGAGGAGAAUGGCAUCUCUGUGUGGCCCUGCGUUGAACACCUCCUUCCUGAGGAAACAACCAGUGAAGAUGUCAAGCAUGAAGGCAUUCCAAAACCUUAACUCCGUGUUUGGUGUGAAAGAAGGACGAGGAGGUCGUGUGACUGCCAUGGCUGCUUACAAGGUGAAGCUGAUAACCCCAGAGGGAGAGAAAGAGAUAACAUGCCCAGAUAAUGAAUACAUUCUUGAUGCUGCAGAAGAUCAAGGGCUUGAUCUUCCCUACUCAUGCAGGGCUGGUGCUUGCUCUUCCUGUACUGGAAAAGUUGUGAGUGGCACAGUGGACCAGUCAGACAAUAGCUUCCUUGAUGACGACCAAAUCGGUCUAGGAUUUGUUCUCACCUGCGUUGCUUACCCCACCUCUGACCUUGUUAUUCAGACCCACAAGGAGGAUGAGCUAGUUGAUUCUUAGGAUGUUCUUGUUUUCUUUCAAGUGUGAUGUUGGAGGAAGGACAUGGCAAAGGUAUUUUUUACUUUUGUUCAGUGUCUCAAGUAUUUAUGUUAUGUCUUUAGUUACUCUAUUGUUGUACUGUGGAGAAUCAGCUCCUAUCUCAUGUUCUUAGUUGCUUCUUCUGUAUUCAAGAUAAUCGUAUUCGCGAUUUCGCUUCUUUUCUGCA